Pipistrellus kuhlii (Kuhl's pipistrelle) is the source of this 3359-nucleotide messenger RNA. It is a transcript of the gene STEAP4, whose product is annotated as STEAP4 metalloreductase. Gene Ontology annotation, biological process: copper ion import. Gene Ontology annotation, molecular function: ferric-chelate reductase (NADPH) activity; cupric reductase (NADH) activity. The transcript has 5 exons. NCBI's taxonomy places the organism in Eukaryota, Metazoa, Chordata, Mammalia, Chiroptera, Vespertilionidae. Gene Ontology annotation, cellular component: endosome; plasma membrane. The coding region runs from base 146 to 1558 and encodes 470 amino acids. The record is from RefSeq and is a predicted model, not a curated record.
UUAUACUGCGGGCAGCAAGAAGAGAAUCCCAGCUGCAGCCCUGAGCUAGAGCUCUGCACAGCAGCUCCCUCCUUGCCUGGCCAGCUGUGCACCCAGCUGCCACCACCCUUGACCAUAGCAGCUUGGAAGCACCCCUCCCGCAGUCAUGGAGAAAACGUCUACAGAUACACUUCCUCUUACGACGAUUCCCCCAGAAGAGCAAGAGACUGUGUGUAUUUUUGGAACUGGAGACUUUGGAAGAUCACUGGGUCUUAAAAUGAUCCAGUGUGGUUAUUCCGUUGUCUUUGGAAGUCGAAACGCCAGGAAAUCCAGCCUGCUGCCGAGUGGUGCAGAGGUCUUGGGCUAUUCCGAAGCGGCCCAGAAAUCUGACAUCAUAAUCAUAGCAAUCCACAGGGAACAUUACGAUCUUCUCACGACACUGACUGAGGUUCUCCGUGGGAAAAUAUUGGUCGAUGUCAGCAACAACCUCAAAAUCCAUCAGUACCCAGAAUCCAAUGCAGAGUACCUUGCCCAGCUGGUGCCGGGAGCCCACAUAGUGAAAGCAUUUAACACCAUCUCAGCGUGGGCUCUCCAGUCAGGAGCACUGGACGCAAGUCGGCAGGUGUUCGUCUGCGGAAAUGACAGCAAAGCCAAGCAAAGAGUGAUGGAUAUAGUGCGUGCCCUUGGGCUGACUCCGUUGGACCAAGGAUCUCUCUUGGCAGCCAGUGAAAUUGAAGACUACCCCCUGCAGCUGUUUCCCAUGUGGAAGUUCCCCUUCUACUUCUCUGCCAUCCUGUGUAUCUUCUUGUUUGUCUACUGUAUUAUCAGAGACGUAAUCUACCCUUAUGUGAAUGAAAAGAAGGAUCAGACAUUUCGCAUCGCUAUUUCCAUCCCAAACCGUGUCUUUCCCAUAGCGGCCCUGACGCUGCUCGCUGUGGUUUACCUCCCCGGCGUCAUUGCUGCCAUUCUGCAGCUCUACCGGGGAACAAAAUACCGGCGGUUCCCAAAUUGGCUUGACCACUGGAUGCUCUGCAGAAAGCAGCUUGGCUUGAUAGCACUGGGAUUUGCCUUCCUUCACGUCAUCUACACACUGUUGAUUCCUAUCCGUUACUAUGUACGAUGGAGGCUGGGAAACUUUACUGCUACCCAGGCAAUAUCCAAGAAAGAAAAUCCAUUUAUUACCACCAGAGCCUGGCUUAGCGAUUCAUACCUGUCUUUGGGAGUCCUUGGAUUUUUCUUCUUCGUCCUCUUGGGGAUCACUUCCUUGCCCUCCGUUAGCAACAUCGUCAACUGGAGAGAGUUCCGAUUUGUCCAGUCCAAACUGGGUUAUUUGACCCUGAUCUUGUGCACAGCUCACACCCUGAUAUAUGGCGGAGACCGAUUCCUCCGUCCUUCCAGUCUCAGGUGGUAUCUUCCUUCGGCUUACAUACUAGCACUCAUCAUUCCUUGCACCGUGCUUGUGAUCAAGUUUAUCCUCGUCCUGCCGUGUGUAGACAAGACCCUCACACGGAUCCGCCAGGGAUGGGAAAGGAACUCAAAAGUCUCUAAAUCAGCACUGAAUGGACAAACAGACAUUUAAAGCGACGUUCCGUUCACCCAGAGUUCCGAACUGUAUGUUUAUAGAAAAAUAAUGGACUCAGUCAAGAAAGCAUUUUUUUCUCCCGCUGUGGCCUGAAGUUUGUGAACAGGAAAGGAAAUGUUGCCUGGCUUUAAGAAAUGGAGGGAUUGGAAGAGAACAACCUUUUACCUCCGGUUAGUGAUGGAUUCGUGUAGGUCCUGCCUGUCCCAGAGGCAGUCUGGCUGAGAUCCAGAUUAGCCUUGUGGCUUCACACUCAUGGUUGUGGACACCAUGCAGAAUCUGGUUAAUGUCUUGCAAACUCCAGGGGAAGUACAUGCACUUUUCUGUUCAAGGGCUGAGAGGAGUGACAGAGAAGACAGGAAAACGGUGGUCACUGAUAAAGGCUUUAUUUGGUACGUCUGAAGAAGAGGGCCAACGAAGUAAAAGGAAUUCUUUUUUUUGUCUUUCGGACAUGAAGGUGAUUAUAAAUAUCGCCAUAGUGAAUUCUGUAGUCAAAUGUACUCUUUGGUUUUGCUCUUACCAAUAUGAUUGUGAACAGUGGGAAACUAUUUCACAACACAACAAAAAUACCACAAUUGAUUGGAAGUAUGGGUCAGAUAUACGCAAAUAUAGACAGUUGUUCAAAGAUCCCUCCUCUACAAGGAAUAGGUAUAAGAAAGAUUGAGUUAAAAUAGAAGAAUUCUGAUUAAAUAAACCAGAAUUCCAGAUAGCAAGCUAAAUAAAAAUUGUAAAGUUGCACUAGAUUAGGUUUGGUUUUGUUCAAGUAUUGUAUGCUUUGUAAACAAUAUAUUUCAAAUAUUAUUCAGUAUUAAUCAUCUAUGAAAUCAAUUUCUAAUAUAAAAAAGAGCUUCUAUAAUUUCUCAUAUUUUAAGCAGUGAAAUUAAGUGAAUAGUGAAAGUGAAAGUGACUACACAGAUGAAAGAAUUAUGGAAAGUCUUAGGGCAGAAAGGCAUGAGCAGUAGUUGUUAAAUGAGACUUGGUUCUUUCUCAGAUCCUCACUGCAAUGAAGGAUGAUUCCAUCGAGAGCAGUGAGAACGAUGGCAGGUGUUAGACUGGUGGGUCAGACCGGACCUGGGUUCAGCAACCUCAGUACCUGAGUCUGGUUAGGAAAUAAUUCGGAGCCAAGAGAAAAUGUAUUUAGAAGGUUACAGAGAUAGCAGAAGUAAUUAGUAGAAUAGAUGGGCUUAGGAAACAAGUUACAGAGGCAAGGGAAGGACCCCUGAAGCUUAGAAGUGAAGAAGGUGAAGUUGGUGGCACCUGAGGGGCAGAAGAGAAGGAGGGGAAGACAUGGGGGUGCUCUGAGGAGGGGGAGGGAGAGCCCCUCGGUCCUUGCCCAAAGGGUUGUCAGGGUGGAGAUUUUAGGGGAGGCCUCUGGCUGGAGAAGAUCUCAAAAAGACAUUCAGCAGUUUUCCAGCUGUGUCCUUUCAGGGUCUAGGUCUCCACUGGUUGAUUGGUCGCUGCUGCCAGGGCAGGGGCUCAUUACCCAAUGCAGCCGGUCCUGAGGCCAGCCAUGGGGUUGCUAGUCUGAUUUGCUGCAUUUUUGUGCCUACAGCUAAAAUACAGCUGAGGCCCAGUGUUAUCUCCAGGCAGGAAAGGCCAGGGGGUCCAAAUUGCACAAUCAGUGAUGUGCCAGGGCAGGAAAGGUCACCAUCGGGGCUUUCCCCUCAAAUGACCUCCAGGACCAUCGUCCUUGCUCUGCUCAUGUCUGUCUAAUUGCCUACAAUUCUGUUUUCUGUGCUGACACUUCCACUUCCAAGAUGACCUUCACCAGGAUUACCUUCCUGGCUCAUACAUGAACCUA